AUGAUGGAAGCAAUCUUAGAGUGUUCUCGUCCGAAAGUCGUAUUAAACUGUCUUUGGAGAUCACCUUACCACGGGUUUUGGGGGAAACCAUUGAUCCCCCUUGCCAAACCAACAACUCGACCACGUCAAUUCUCCACCCAAUGGAGAGCUAAUCCCAGAGUCUUUCCAGGAUUCGAUCUGAGUCUCCUAGCCCGAGAAAAUGCAGAGCCCGGCAAGACUUAUGAGCCCAAGGCGAUUCACACAUAUCCGGUUGGUGAAGAAGAGGGCGCGCUCAAUGACAGGUACCAAAUCUUUACGAAGAUGGGAUAUGGCCCCACAGCAACCGUCUGGCUAGCCCUAGAUAUGGGGUAA
Penicillium salamii is the source of this 351-nucleotide messenger RNA. The record is from the annotation of a GenBank genome assembly. NCBI's taxonomy places the organism in Eukaryota, Fungi, Ascomycota, Eurotiomycetes, Eurotiales, Aspergillaceae.